AUGUUAUAUUGGGGUCCAAGAACAUGAUAUGAAGUGAUAGCUGUCCCAUCUGGUUUUAUAAAAAAUCCUGAACCAAGACCCAUUAGCAUAUUGGUUUUAGGACUGAGCACCAUGAUUCGGAAUACUGAGGGUAAGAGCUUUUCACAAAUAUCUGCAGUGUUGAGACUAUGCUGAUGUGUUGCGAAUCCUGAUUUUGGAAAGGUUGGCAGAUUUGAUGAUUUUAUGUUUUUUAAGAUCUUUCGGAAAGCCAUAUUAGAAAUUUAUUGGCUAAAAUCAAUCUAA
Blepharisma stoltei is the source of this 282-nucleotide messenger RNA. Lineage: Eukaryota; Ciliophora; Heterotrichea; Heterotrichida; Blepharismidae. The record is from the annotation of a GenBank genome assembly.